AACCGGCGGUUCACAUAGAAAAUGGACCUGGUCGACCGCCCCAGCGUCCCUCUCGCCUCUUCCACAGACCACAGUCCAAGUGGACCAUCCAUUUUAGAGAGGAGAAGAUAACAGAAACGAGAUAAUGGAGUUGGCGUUGCAAUCAUGGAGACUCGUCUCCUCGCUUUCCCCUGCUCUGUCUCUGCUCCACCGUGGCCACUGAGAAACCAUAAUCUCUCUCCACCCCGAAACCCUAAUUUCUCGGUUCAUCUUCCCUGCCGCUCUGCCAGGUAUCGUCCUCGUCGAAGUAGUGACGGUAGUAAGUCGUACUGGGAUUCAAACGCUGAGACGUUAAGAGAAGGAUUCAGGUUCGAAUUAGGAGGAGAUUCGAUCAGCGAAGACGACGCAGAAGAUGAAGACGAUGGUAUUGGUUUCAGAAGGGGGGACAGACAACAACGCAAAUGGUGGUCCGAUGAGCAGUCAUCAUGGGAUUCCGACGAGGGAUCCGGGGUUUUCGAGGAAGCCAUUGAUAAUGUCUGGAUUCUAAAGGUCUUCAGUUCUUUUGGAUGGAUGCUUCCAGCCAUUAUAUUAUCGAUGUUAUUAGGUACAGGUCCUAAGGCUGUCCUCAUGGCGUUAGUACUUCCACUUGGGCAGUCUGCAAUUUCUCUUGCAAUAGACAAAUUUUGGGGUAGGAGACGUGAGAGCCCCAUACCGAGGUCCAGGACCAAGAAGAAGCCAUUUGCCAGGGCUCCAGGUGAUGUUCGAAUGAAUGCUGAAGAAAAACAGGAGGACAAAGUUGGUGAGGCUGGUAACGGAAGGUGUGGAUAUCAGUCGUGGGUGACAGCAAAUGAUGGUUCAGUUAAGAAACGUGGUCAAUACAGGUACAGCUUUGGUGGAUGGGAUGAGCUAGAUAGACAAGGCAAGCCUGAAAUGGGGCCCAUAAGGAUGCCAUCACGAAUGACAGGUGGUUCACCAAGGCCACAGGUGGAGAGAAAAGGCAAGUUGAGUAGGAGAGUGAGAAAUAAAGAUACACCCUUAUUGAUAAGGUUGCUUAUUGCUUUUUUCCCAUUCUUGGGUUCAUGGACUAAGAUAUUAUAGCAAUUCCUGGUGUAUUUGCUCAGUGUGUGGACAUGGUUUAUUGCAAAAACCUAGAAGUGAAGACAUAAUAUUCCACAAAGAAACCAUGCAUAUUCCCAAACUUUUUUCUUGAUUGACAACGAGAGCCUCUGUUGAACCAAUUGAUCAAAAGUUAAUAACCCAAAUUCUAGAUUUGUUACCUUUGUUGGUGCAAGACAGUUGGUGACACUGGAAGCCUGUGGUUGAAUUUGGAGGGUGGGCCUUGUCACAAUGGUUGGGUUGCUCCAUUGUGACCUUGGGAGACCAGGGUUCAAAUCUUGGAAAUAGCCUCUCUGUAUGUGCAGAAGUAACACUGUAUACGUCUGCCCCUCCCCAGACCCUGCAUUGGUGGGAACCUUGUGCAGUGGGCUGCCCUUUAUAACUAAACCUUAUAUAACCCCUAGACCUUGUUCAUAAUUAAUAUUGGAAGAGGCCAGGGCACUGAUAUAAUCUGAUCAAACAGUUGAAAGACCCCAGGUGCAGCCAGAAUACGUUCGCUGAGCAUUGGGUAACAGAAGAAUGAGCAUAGCAUAACACAAGAAUUUAUCAACUCAGCUUGGUGAUGGCUUUGCAAAAUCUGUUAACAACUUGUGAGAGUUCACUGGACACUAUUGCAGGUCUGAUACUUUCUUUAAUACAAGAGGAAUUGCAUUUCUUGAUUAUAAUAACUGUAACAAUCAGAUGGAUUUGGUAGAUGCUUUUCUCUGUUUUUUUUUUUGCCAUAUUUUAUGCAUUGUUUAAAGGGGUGAUAGUUAAUGUUUAUUUUAACAAAUCAUUUUGAAGAUCUCAAAGAUGGCACAAAUAAGUUGAACUCC
Messenger RNA from Nelumbo nucifera (sacred lotus), 1910 nucleotides. RefSeq lists its product as uncharacterized. The record is from RefSeq and is a predicted model, not a curated record. Lineage: Eukaryota; Viridiplantae; Streptophyta; Magnoliopsida; Proteales; Nelumbonaceae.